Molecule: messenger RNA, 1629 nt
Organism: Colletotrichum phormii
Lineage: Eukaryota; Fungi; Ascomycota; Sordariomycetes; Glomerellales; Glomerellaceae
Exons: 5
Coding region: 1-1629 (542 amino acids)
Source: RefSeq, a predicted model, not a curated record
AUGCCUGCGACUGUCUCUACGGCUCGGGAGAGGGCCGAUGCCAAGGCUGCACAUUCCUCGACGUACAAUGCACACAUGAACGGCCGAGGCGGAGGAGAGGACCACCAAACAAACACGCACAGCAACACCGGCAGCAACACGAGCAGCAAGUACAACAACAGCAAGCAGUUGUUGCCGCUUCGGCUGCCAGUCAGAGGAGUCCCCGCUUCAUCCUCGACCCACAUUCAGACACCCCAGUCUCAUACUCACACUGACUCUCAUUCUCACUCUCACUCUCACACCACCGCCACACCUCACUCAGCAACAGACUUGCGCGCCAUCAUCGCAGGCGCGCCGAGUCCCAACAACAACACGGGGUCCCACCACAGCAACCGUCUCGCCCUCUUCGCCCCCGAUGACCUCGUCCAGCGAAUGCUACACGACUGGUUCGAAAAAGUCCACGCCCUCGCUCCCGUCCUCCACCGGCGGCGCUUCCUGCACCGCCUGAAAACCGGCGAGGCAAACACCGACCGCACCUUUUGCGCUCUUGUCGUGAGCGUCUGCGCCGCGACGGUGGCGACGCUGCGGAGGGCCGAUUACAGCCCCGUCACGGUCGAGCGGUGCCUGGACUUCAUCGAGGAGCAGCACCUGCUCGACCAUGGCCUCAGGAAGCCUGUCUACUCUCUGGACUGGUGCGUCGCAAUGUACAACAUCGGCACGUCAGCCAGCUCGAUGAACGAGGACGGGCUGGGGGACAUGGGGUCGUUCCAUGGUAUGUCCGAGGCGGCGGCGGGGGCGAGGUUCCUCGCAUACUACCGCAUGGCGGACCUGGAUAUGUCCGAGCAGCAGCUGCUCAAGAGGCUCUUUUGGCUGAUCUUUGCGGCAUAUUGUCGAGAUGAGGAACAGUCUUCGGUUGACGUUUUCCAUCAUCUGAACAGUAGUGCGGACAUAUUCGGGAGGCUGUCCGUUAGCAUUGUCUCUCAUCAAGAGAAUCGCGCCCACCUGCGCCCUUUACCCCUGAGAGAUUCACAACUCGAGACGGGGCCGCAGCUAUCCCACGCGGAAUUACCGCCGUGGCAUGGCGAUACGACCUCCUAUGUCCCGGGAUUGAAUCAGCUAAGUGACCUCUUUCUGAUAUGGCAUGAGGCGCAAACCGCUCCCAUAAGCCUCUAUGGCGGCCAGGAAGAAGCCCUCAAGCACUGGCUCGCCAAGAUUCAAACAAUCAUUGACAACUUCCCGCCCGAACUGCGUUGGCGCGGGGGCCUGUCUCGACCAUCUCACAUAACAGAGAGCCACGACACACAAAUCGCCAACCUCUUCAUCACCAGCCUCAAUAUCCGCUCCAAUCUCUUGCAAAAGUUCGGGUCAACGGUCAAGACGCGCGCGGCGGAACACCAGCGCAUCGUCGACGACCUGCUCGAGAUUCUGUACCACAUGCCGCAGCACGUCCUGGAGCAAAACGGCAACAGCCUGAUCCCGAAGUUGAGGGACUGCGGGGCGGCGUACAUGGAGCAGAUGGACGUUGGUGAUGGCGCGCUGGUGAGCGAGAGUGCUAGGCUUAAGUUGGAGAAGUUGCUGCGGAAGCUGGAUGAUAUUGACUGCUGGCCUGGCUUACCUGGGAUAGAAAGUCCGCAGAGUAAUAGGCAAUGA